Neurospora crassa OR74A is the source of this 2199-nucleotide messenger RNA. RefSeq lists its product as hypothetical. The record is from RefSeq and is a predicted model, not a curated record. The transcript has 4 exons. The coding region runs from base 1 to 2199 and encodes 732 amino acids. Lineage: Eukaryota; Fungi; Ascomycota; Sordariomycetes; Sordariales; Sordariaceae.
AUGGCACCACGCAGUUCAGACCCUGACACCCUUAAGGGAUAUGACAUGGUAAUCACUGUGUCUCAGAAUGCCAUCAACAAGCAGUUCCGGGAACUUUACGACAGAGAAAUUCCAAGCGCCUUGAUGCCUGAUCCUGAGGACCUUGAGGGCUUUGAGACACUUCCAGCGGCCAAGCACUACAUCAACCACCAAGUCAAGAUCAAUCCCCAGACAUUGAUCGAGUGGGAUACGCCGGGCUUUGAGGACAUUCGGCCCGAAGUACGUCCUACCGAUGGCCUGUUCUUUCUCGAAAGCGACAAGUGGAUUGAAGGCGAGAUCGAUGCGCCCUUUGUCACCUUUGGCGAGGAGGAGGGCAACUAUCGUUGCGUGCGAGUCAACUUGAAAUUCAAGUCCGGAAAGCUCCACUACUCGAUCAAUGGCCACCAGGUCAAGGCCGAUCUUGGUGGCAGCACCCUGAGCUGGCUUACCGAUCUAUCUCACAAGGAGGUCGGAAACGUGAUGCAAAACAUUGUGGCCUUGUCGAAAAAGCGCGAAAGUCACACCCUUGUUGCCCAGCCUGUACUCGACAAGUUCGAGGAAGUCAGCGAGCAGAACUACACAGUUACCGCCCUCUUCUGUCUCUUCCAAAGCACCAAAGUCGUCAACAGCUUCAAGUUCAUUGACUUCAAGGGCGUCAACAAAACGCAGACCGCAGCCUCAAAUGAAGCUGCUAACUUGCUGUCUUCCUACUUUCAGGCGUUGACUGAGAGAUCCCAGAUCGCGUCGACGCCCAACAAUCCCUUCGUCCUCGGAUACGGCCUCACCCAGGAGCUUGCGUCUCAGACAGCCGAGCAGAAGGCCAGGGCAGAGAACGUCCCCUACCUGGUCCCGAAACGGUUCGAUCUUUCGGUGACGAAAGGGGAUGGCGACUACUCAAAGGGCGUCAUCAACUACUGUAUCCUCACUCGCAGACCCAGCGGUGUCUCGGAGAGCAACAUCAGCAUUAAGGAGGAUCCCGGCGCAGGAUUUUGGCAGGAUGGAAACACGCCUUUCAAGCGCGUCCGAGCCGAUGGCAUGUCGAGUGGUGCAGAUGGCGUUAUGGCCUUUUCUCGGGGCAUCUUUCGUGACUUCUGGCUGAAGGAGCAGUUCCUGAAGUAUUUCAAGGUCAACACGACCGAGCUUGCUGCGAUUCUGAUUCCGGAAGGCGACAACGUGGCGAGAGAGACAUGGGGGCGAGGUCUCUGGAAGAAUGAUGAGACCAUCAGCGUCGAUGGUACCACCAAGCUUACCCUGAAACAGGAAUUUGCGUUCAACGAGAUGCCAUGCCAUGAAAUGGACGUGGACCGUAUGAUUCAGACCGAAGAGCUGAGCACUUUCCUCAAGGUGGUUUUGCAGGCUUCAAAGGCGAUUCCGGGGAUGGAGCUGAAGUACAACCAGAGGCGGCUGGCCAACGGAGUUGCCGAGGCCAUCUUGACGUACACUAGUGACGUGCAGCAGAACCCUGCCAUCGAUAAAGCGUCGGAUCAACAACGCAGGUUAAAGUUUGAUAUUGAAUUGAAAUCGCUGGUGUCCAUAACACAGCAGGCAUCUGGCAUUUGCAAUAUCAACCGCCUUGCUGAGGACAAAAAACGACUCCUCAAAUGGGUUGCUCUCCCGCCAACUAUUAUCGUCGAUAUCCUGAAUGAUCGCGAUUACUUCGAGCGCGUCUUCUCCGAAUGGCGCGACGCGCGGCGUGCCGACGUUCAGAUCACCACCCGUGCCGGAUUUGACAUGCACCCUGCUGGCGACACCUGGAAGCUCAACCUCAUCAAGGACAAACCACGCACAACAAUCCCUUUGGGCGACGAGGAGUUGCCGCGACAGACGAUUGGCCCAGAGACGUAUAGCACCUUUGAGAACAUCGGUGGUGUUGAGAAGAUGAGGGACUUGAAUGAACGCAGCAAGGAAGAUGGCGUCAUUGUUGAGCUGUCCAACCACGAGAUGUUCAAAGAGUUCGGCACGCCGAAGGGCAUGGAUGGGUUCGCAAAGCCAGCCCACCAGUGGGCUUCUGGCUUUGAGAGCAGCCUCGAGGCCAGCAUGGCGGCGCUUGCGAGCAGUCUCCAGACGAAGCUCAUCCUGCCGGCGGGCAACGUGUUCGAGUUCAAAUCGCUGAACACGGACUCAGAGGGUCAUGUGUACUCGUUGAUUACGUACAAGAAGGCCAAGGUAUCGCAGACCUGA